AAUGGGUCAAUAUGAAUAAGGCAUUUAAUAGUUUGACAAAGUCUUGGUGAUCGAUCCUUAAAAUUUAGUUUCAUUAAAAGGCAAAUGUAAAUCAAUUUUAAAUUAUUUUAAGAAAUGGAUUUUUUUGGUUUAAAUAAUUGA
Messenger RNA from Paramecium sonneborni, 141 nucleotides. The record is from the annotation of a GenBank genome assembly. NCBI's taxonomy places the organism in Eukaryota, Ciliophora, Oligohymenophorea, Peniculida, Parameciidae.